Eruca vesicaria subsp. sativa (arugula) is the source of this 1155-nucleotide messenger RNA. Lineage: Eukaryota; Viridiplantae; Streptophyta; Magnoliopsida; Brassicales; Brassicaceae. The record is from the annotation of a GenBank genome assembly.
GGAGGAGGAAGGUCUAGCAGCUAAGAAAUCAGAUUAGGGCUAACCAACUUUGCCGGAAUCUCAAAUUUGAUGGCGAGGACGGGAACUGGGAAGAACGGGGCGGCGGGGCAAUUCUUCCUGGCGACGCUGCUCCUAUGGCUAGUCUCCGUCGUGUUUGAGAUUGCAUUCAACCAAAGGACGGAGCUUAUGUGGGUGAUUAGCGGCGGAUGCUUCUUUCAAUUGGUGAAUUGGUUUGUUCGCUCGUGCCUCUCACGUGACCCUCUCUUCGUUAAUACCUCCGUCUCCCUUCUACAUUCUAUCAUCACCUCCGCCUCAGUGGUUUUCAUUCUGCUCAACCAAUGCUUAGCCAAAGGUAUAGACGAGAUGUUUGACCAUUCGGAGCUGGUUGGUGGUACUUGGAAAUGGGCAUACCCUGCUUUGUGUUUCUCUUGUGGCUACUUUGCUUAUGACCAAUGGGAUAUGCUCCAGUACCGGUUAUACAGCGGCUUAAUACCUUCUAUUCUCGUUCACCAUCUCGUCCUCCUCGUUUGCUUCACUUUGGCUCUCUACAGAAACGUUACCAUCAACUACCUCAUUCUCACUCUCAUUUGUGAGAUGCAUUCGAUCUUUCUGCACGUGAGGAAGCUAAGGAGAAUGGCGGGAAUCCGAGACAGCAGCACGGCGUUGGUGAAACUGGAGUGGGUAAUGAACUGGACAGCCUUUGUGUUUGCGAGAUGUAUUCCUCACGUUCUCAUCACUUUCAAGCUGAUCAAAGACGCUCAUAAGUUUGGGAGAGGCGUGGAGUGGCCGCUUGCUUUGUUUGGUAUGUUGGGAAUGAACAUCCUUAAUGUUGGACUCGGGAUGGAUCUGUUUCAUGCUUUCAGAAGAGAGAGAAGCAACGGAAGGAAUCAAGAGAAGAGCAAUCAUCAGAACCAUGUAGAAUGAUUUAGCCAAUUUAGAGCAAUCAUCAAACUGAUUCCAGGGUACUACACACUCAUCUGUUGUUUAUGUCUGAGGCUUUGCUACUAUUAUGUUCUAUUAGCUUUCGGAUUUUUGUAUGUACAAUUAAAGAAAACUACAUGUAAAUGUUAUUUGUUGAUGAUUUUUUUUAUGUGCCAUAAGAAACUAUCGAAAUCUUUCUGUUUUGAUAAGUCAGAAUCUGAUUAUCAUAUUCAG